UAACAAUCGGUGGCCGGCGCAAGAAGUCGACGCGAACGACACCAGUUUAAAGAGCGCGUCGAGUCUUAUGCAGUGUCGUAGACGUUUCUGGAAAGUAAUCGUUCGUCGGUGGUUCAGUUGACAAUUGUCUUUUUACCCUUUCCUCCGUGUGUGUGUGUGCGCACAAAAUGCUCUUCGACGUUACGAGAUGUAGUGCUGGCGGUGCUGCUGCUGCGGCUGUGGUGUGUUUAGUGCUCCUGUCGCUCGUGCAAACAGGUUGUUCCCUUCGGUGUGACUUUUGUUACGAUGUUGAGGAUUGCUCGCUAGGCCAGGACGUUCCGACGGUGGUCUGUGAUGAGGAGUCGGUGCAGCUUACCAACAGUAGCCUCGCGAGCUUCAUCCGUCCGCUGCGCAGCUCCCUACCGACGGUUCGUAACCAGUACGAGUGUGUCCACGUGCGUGCCACCUCCGUAAGUGGCCACGUGUUUCUGUUUGUUCGCGGAUGUGUCCACCGGCUGGACGAUGCCACUGGGCACUUUUGUUCGCUCCCGCAUGCCGCCUACCAGGGAUCGCUUGAAUGCAUGGCAUGCUCCGAGGGAGAUCGAUGCAACAACAUCCCGCUCACCGACGAUGACGACGAUGGUGACGAUGGCAACGACGAAGGAAGCUUUUCCGGUGCCAUAGUGCAAAGGUCACCGGUGUCGCUAAUGAGUUUCUCGGUUCUUGCACUUUGCCUACGGAUACUCCACUACACCAGCACAGUGAUUAUGCCGUUCAGCUGAUGAUGGAUUGAUGAAUGUCAUAAUAAAAAAUCAUAACUUUC
Molecule: messenger RNA, 802 nt
Organism: Anopheles darlingi
Lineage: Eukaryota; Metazoa; Arthropoda; Insecta; Diptera; Culicidae
Exons: 2
Coding region: 168-761 (197 amino acids)
Source: RefSeq, a predicted model, not a curated record